This is a messenger RNA of Galeopterus variegatus (Sunda flying lemur), 1081 nucleotides long. Its product is annotated as potassium voltage-gated channel subfamily A member 10. The record is from RefSeq and is a predicted model, not a curated record. NCBI's taxonomy places the organism in Eukaryota, Metazoa, Chordata, Mammalia, Dermoptera, Cynocephalidae. The transcript has a single exon. Gene Ontology annotation, cellular component: voltage-gated potassium channel complex; membrane. Gene Ontology annotation, biological process: potassium ion transmembrane transport; protein homooligomerization. Gene Ontology annotation, molecular function: protein binding; delayed rectifier potassium channel activity. The annotation marks the transcript as partial.
AAUCCGGCGCGCCAGCGGGUGAUCAUCAACAUUGCUGGGCUGAGGUUUGAGACUCAGCUCAGAACCCUCGAUCAGUUCCCAGAGACGCUCCUGGGAGACCGGGAGAAAAGGAUGCAGUUCUUUGACUCCAUGAGAAAUGAAUAUUUCUUUGACCGGAACCGGCCCAGUUUUGAUGGAAUCCUAUAUUAUUACCAAUCUGGUGGGAAAAUCCGGCGCCCAGCCAAUGUCCCUAUCGAUGUCUUUGCUGAUGAGAUUUCCUUUUAUGAGCUGGGUAACGAGGCUAUGGACCAGUUCCGAGAGGACGAAGGCUUCAUCAAAGACCCUGAAACACUGCUCCCCACCAAUGACUUCCACCGGCAGUUCUGGCUCCUCUUCAAGUACCCUGAGAGCUCCAGUGCUGCCCGUGGUGUGGCUGUGGUCUCGGUGUUGGUUGUGGUCAUCUCCAUCACAAUCUUCUGCCUGGAGACACUGCCAGAGUUCCGGGAGGAUAGGGAGCUGAAGGUGGUCAGGGACCCCAGCCUCAACACGAGCAGGACCGUCCUCUCCCACGCCCUGUUCACUGACCCUUUCUUCAUGGUGGAGUCCACCUGCAUCGCGUGGUUCACCUUGGAACUGUUGCUCCGGUUCGUGGUCUGCCCCAGCAAGACCGACUUCUUCAGGAACAUCAUGAACAUCAUCGACAUCAUUUCCAUCACCCCCUACUUCGCAACUCUCAUCACAGAGCUGGUGCAGGACACAGAGCCGAGCGCCCAGCAGAACAUGUCCCUGGCCAUCCUGAGGAUCAUCCGGCUGGUGAGGGUCUUCCGCAUCUUCAAGCUCUCCCGCCUGCUUGCCCUCCCUGUGCCUGUCAUCGUCUCCAACUUCAACUACUUCUACCACCGGGAGACCGAGAAUGAGGAGAAGCAAAACAUCCCGGGAGAAAUCGAAAGAAUCCUCAUCCUCAACAGCGCGGGCUCAAGAACGGGCAGCACAGACUCUCUCAGUGAGACCAGGGGCGGCUGUUCCACGGAGAAGUCCAGCAAGUGAUCGGUCCAAGGCUUCUUGGGUCCCUGUGUGUUUCUCCCUCUCUCCUUCCCUCCCU